CUUAAAAUUUGUUGGCAUACAUAUGGUUCACUGUAUAGAAAUAAAUUUUAAAUUACUAUUUUGUUAUAAUAAAAAUAAUAGUGUUAAGCAGCUAUAAACCUAUCAUUUAAGAUAGCUGAGUGAGUGUGGUACCGUUCGUCGCGGUCAGUCAGUGCCGGAUUAAUUUCUCGUGUUGUUAUGGCUCCCGGUAGUGAAGUGAAUGACGAUAAUGUAUCGAAACAUACUUCCCAAAAAGUGAAAAAAUGUCAAGGUACCAGCAAUGUGACUGAAAAAAGUAGCGGCGAAAAUGUUAACACAGUCGAUAAAACGGAGAGCAAGCAACGGUUGAAAAUGAAAAAGGAGAUAGGUGUUAAGGUCGUGGGCUGUAGCAACGGACACGCGAGCACGCCCAACGGCCGUGCCGACGACGAGGGCGGCGGCGGAGCGCCCGCUCCUUCGCCCCCGCGCGCCUCGUACGCCGCCGCCGCCGCGCGCAGGCCUCAGACCCAGGCCUCGCCUCAGACCACGCCUCAGACCUCGCCACAAACCUCGCCACAAACUAAUAUGCCACAAACCGCACCACCGCAUUUCACUUCGAAUGCCGAUGGUCAAAAAUCUAAAGUAAAUACGGAGAAGCCACAACAAGCCAAGCCCAACGGAAUCAUGGCGAAGGUCAACGGUGAAGAUUCCUCUUCGAAACCGGAUGACAGUAAGAAAGACGAAACGAGUACCAAAGAACCAAUUUUAAAUGGCACAGAAAUUACUAACGAAAACAUUGUCAAUGGUGACCCAAAAACAUAUUCAGAUUGUGAUAUUAGUAGUAGUGAUAAUGGUAAAGUAGUUACAAACGGAGUCACUAGCGAUUCCGAUGACAAUAAAUCUAUUAAAUCCGAAGAGGUAAAGAAAAUGAAAAGUUCGCCAGCGACAGAGGUUGAAACAAAGCAAACUAAUGAUAAAAAGAAGGUUAAUAAAAAAGCGACUGCUACAGAAAAAAGUAUUGAAACCGAUAAUAAAAAGACAACGACUAAUCAAGUUACUGAAGACAAAAAGGAAGAGGUCAGUAAUACAAAAACUGAAAAUGAAUUAGAAAAAACUAACGGCGAACUAAAACUGGUAAAUGGCGAUAAAGACUUAAGAGAAUCUUCUCCGAGUGAAGAUGGAGAUGAGAAGAAGAAGGAUGCUGAAGUUGUAUUUAUCCAAGACUUAGGUUUCACAGUCAAGAUUGUAAGCCCGGGAGCUGAACCAUUGGAUAUUCAGGUUUCCAGCAUGGAGCUGGUGCAAGAAAUUCAUCAAGUACUGAUGGAUCGCGAGGACACGUGCCACAGAACGUGUUUUUCUUUGCAGCUAGAUGGCGUUACUCUUGAUAAUUUUGCCGAAUUAAAAAAUAUCGAAGGUCUAAAAGAGGGAUCAGUAAUAAAAGUGGUAGAGGAGCCAUACACAAUGCGCGAGGCUCGUAUCCACGUGCGUCACGUGCGAGACUUACUCAAAUCAAUUGACUACGUGGACGCGUACGUCGGCCAGGAAUGCAGCUCGCUAGCUUUCUUAAAUAUUAUCACUCAAGGAGAUAUUCUUGAGAAAAAGAAAUCCCGACCAGAGAGUGUAGACUGCACGCCUCCAGAUUACAUAAUGCCCGGCAGCACAGAGCGGCCAUUACUGCCUCUACAUCCUGGCCUUACUAAAGAAAAUAAAGCACCGCAGUGCCUUAAGGUGCUGACGACGUCAGGCUGGAACCCUCCGCCGGGUCCGCGCAAGAUGUGCGGUGAUCUGCUGUACUUGCAUGUCGUCACUCUCGAGGACCGACACUUCCACAUCACCGCCUGCCCCAGAGGAUUCUACCUCAACCAGUCAACAGACGAAGUGUUCAAUCCUCGUCCAUCGACCCCGUCCCUGCUGUGCCACUCGCUCAUAGAAUUAUUGAGCAUAGUUUCCCCCGCCUUCAAGAGGAACUUCGCGCUGGUGCAGAAGAAGCGCAUGCAGAAACAUCCCUUCGAGCGCGUCGCUACACCAUACCAGCUCUACCAGUGGGCCUCGCCUAUGCUGGAUCAUACUGUUGAUGCCAUACGAGCUGAAGAUACGUUCUCAUCGAAGUUGGGGUACGAGGAGCACAUCCCGGGGCAGACGCGCGACUGGAACGAAGAGCUGCAGACGACACGCGAGCUGCCGCGCGCCACGCUGCCCGAGCGUCUGCUGCGGGAGCGCGCCAUAUUCAAGGUGCACAGCGACUUCGUGGCGGCGGCGACACGCGGCGCUAUGGCGGUGGUUGACGGUAACGUGAUGGCCAUCAACCCAGGCGAGGAGCCCAAGAUGCAGAUGUUCAUUUGGAAUAAUAUAUUCUUCUCGCUCGGCUUUGACGUGCGCGAUCAUUACAAGGACUUGGGUGGCGACGCAGCCGCUUUUGUAGCACCGCGCAACGACCUGCAAGGCGUGCGCGUGUACAGCGCGGUGGACACGCCGGGGCUGCACACGCUGGGCACGGUGGUGGUGGACUACCGCGGGUACCGCGUCACCGCGCAGUCCAUCAUACCCGGCAUCCUGGAGAAAGAGCAGGAGCAGAGCGUGGUAUACGGCAGCAUUGACUUCGGCACCACUGUCCUUUCGCAUCCCAAGUAUAUGGAGCUGCUCAGCAAAGCAGGCCAGCAGUUGAAGAUAAUGCCACACUCAGUGAUCAGUGCCAACGGGGAGACGGUGGAGCUGUGCUCCAGUGUGGAAUGCAAGGGUAUCAUCGGGAACGACGGCCGCCACUACAUACUAGACCUGCUGCGCACCUUCCCGCCUGAUGUCAACUUCCUGCAAUUGGAAGACGACGAGUUACGUGAAGAUAUUAAAUCCAUGGGCUUCCCAAUUAUUCACAAACACAAACUUUGUUGCCUUAGACAAGAAUUAGUUGAUAGUUUUGUAGAAUCACGUUAUUUCAUGUUUAUAAGAUACGCAGCGUUCCACUUGCAACAGUUAAGUGCGAAACGUCUGCGUGAUACUUCUGAACUGAAGUCUGUCGAAGCGAAAAAAGAAGAAGAUAAGAAAGAAGUCAAGGAGAUUGAACCAAAAGACAAAAAGAGAGAAACGAAGAGUCAAGAGAAAGAAGUAAAGGAUAAGAAACAAAAGAAGGAUUCGAAAAAGAAAGAAGAGAAAGCAGAGAUGAAGAAAGAAGACAAAACUGAGGUAAAGAAAGAAGAUAAAGCUGAUGUAAAGAAAGUAGAAAAUGUCGAAGUGAAAAAAGAAGACAGUACCAAAGAGGAGCCUGAAAAAGCUAAAGAAGUUAAGGAAGAGAAAGAUGAUAAAGAAAAAGAGGAACAAAUUUUACUAAAUGAAAAUUACUCUGACAUUGAUACUGAUGUUGCUAAGAAAAUAGUCGAGAGUAUAACAGACUCAAUUUGCAAUGGAGAAAAACAGGAGACCGACAGUAGCGACAGGUCCCGUGCAGUGGUGGCAUCAGCAGCUCGUGCGGUGGCAUCACUCAAGGAGUCUGAGUUUGAUGUGCGCUUCAACCCCGAUGUGUACUCAGCCGGUAUCAAGCACGCAGCACCGCCUGAGCAGCUCGCACGCCAGCGACAUCUCGUCAAGGAAGCUGCAGCCUUCCUCCUUACCACGCAAAUACCUGCCUUUGUGCGGGAGUGCCUGGAGCACAGCGCGGCGCCGAUGGACGGUGCGGGGCUGACGGAGGCGUUGCACGCGCGCGGCAUCAACGUGCGCUACCUGGGCCGCGUCGCACUCGCCCUGCGCCCGCACGCCUCGCUGCAGUACCUGCACGCCAUCGCCAUCGCCGAACUGCUGUUGCGCGCCGCCAAGCACAUAUACACCGCAUAUCUACAGAAUUGCGAGGCGAUGUGCACUGGCGCGGCGGCAGCGCAUUUCCUGAGCUGCCUGUUGGGGGCGUGCCCCGCGCCGGCCGCCGCCCCCGCCGAGUGUCCCCUGCCUGCCCGCGCUCGCCCCCGCGGCCGCCGCGCACGCAGGCACACGCGCGCCUCCUCGCCCGCACCCGCAGCCCCCGCCUCGCCCGCCGCGCACUGGCAGAACCUCACGCCCAAGUCACUCUUCUCACAGAUCAAACAUGAACUCAAGGCAUACUGGGGUUACGAACUUAACGCUGAGAACAUGGACGUCGUUAUAGAGAAACAUGGCCUGCAGAAAAUUUCCUUACUCAGGUCCUUCGCGCUGAAAGUAGGCCUGCAAAUCCUAUUGCGAGAGUACGACUUCGACAACAAGAACAAGGCGCCCUUCACGCCUGCAGACAUCAUGAACAUAUUCCCUGUCGUCAAACAUAUCAACCCCAGGGCAUCCGAUGCUUACAACUUCUACACGACGGGUCAGAGCAAGAUCCAGUCGGGCGCGGUGUCGGAGGGGCACGAGCUGAUCGCGGAGGCGCUCAAUUUGCUGAACAACGUGUACGGCGCUAUGCACGGCGAGAUCGCGCAGUGUCUGCGUAUGGUGGCGCGUCUUUGUUACGUUACUGGUGACCAUCGUGACGCAAUGGCAUACCAACAGAAGGCCGCCCUCAUGUCGGAGCGUGUUAACGGCAUCGACCACCCAUACACCAUCACUGAAUACUCUCACUUGGCGCUGUACUGUUUCGCCAAUGGGCAGGUGAGCACGGCGCUCAAGCUGCUGUACCGCGCCCGCUACCUCGCCCUGCUCGUCUGCGGCGAGAACCACCCAGAGAUGGCGCUGCUCGAUAGCAACAUAGCGUUGAUCCUGCACGCGGUGGGCGAGUACGAGCUGUCACUGCGGUUCGCGGAGCGCGCGCUGGUGGUGACGCGCAACUCGCACGGCGCUCGCUCGCUGAAGGCGGCCGUGGCGCGCCAUCUGCUGGCCCGCACGCUCUCCUGCCUCGGCGACUUCCGCGCCGCGCUGCACCACGAGAAGGAGACAUACUCCAUAUACAAACAGCUCUUGGGUGAGAAGCAUGAGAAGACGCGCGAGUCAUCAGAGUGCCUGCGGCACCUGACGCAGCAGGCGGUGGUGCUGCAGAAGCGGCUGGCGGAGGCGAGCGCGCGCCCCGCCGGGCACGGCCAGCACGCGCAGCACGCCGCGCCCCUGCACAUACAGCCGCCAGCCAUGGCCUCCGUCAUCGACAUGCUCAACCUCAUCAAUGGCAUACUCUUCGUACAGAUUAGUCCUCAAGACAUUGAACAAUUCAAAGCGGAGAUAGAGAAAAGACAGUUGAAGGACUUGGCGAUCCCUGGCUUGGGCGAGUUGACGAAGGUCGCGGAGAAAGAGGAGUCCCCCUCCCCGGUGCCUGCGUCGACAGCGCCCUCUGUCGCGACUGACGCCAAGGAGAAUGCGAGCGACAGUUGAAGCCUUUAGGCCGGUAAUGUGUUCUUUAGGCUACAGUUAGCGUUAGUGAACCGAGCACACGCAACGAACUCCCCACUACUCAUUACUGAGCGGAGCAAUGCGUGACGUCAUUGUGGGCGUAGCCUCGAUCAGUAAGUACGCGCGUAUCAGGGAAUUGUGUGCGAAAAUUUUAAAUUAUUUAGAUUGUUUUAUUAUCAUUGAUUGAUAUUAAAUUAAUGACAUCUGGUGCAAUAUAAAUCCAAAAAAAAAAAUAAUUGUUGGUGAAAAAAGUAGCAGAAUGAAGUAAAUGUACUAUGAGAAAAGUAUAAGCCAACCAUAUAAGAAAAUAUUGAUAUUUUUUUGUGUGUGCUCGGUGUUAAAGGCGGACGUUAUUUUUAAAUUAUCGAUUGAUGAUAUUGUUCCUUAUCUAUGAAUGUAUGCCGUAGUGGAUAGUGUGCUAAGGUUUGAUGUAGAUUUUUUUUUGUUAGUCAAAUUUUCGAUGAUUUUAUUUUGAUCAAAUUUAAUUAAGCGUUAUUUUAUAAUAAAAAUAAAAGUAUAAUGAAUUAGGUUUCUAAAGCGAUGGGAUUCUUUAUUUCGCUCAAAAGUAAUGUGGUUUUAAUUUGGUUAUGCCUCAAUUCGGGAGUCGCAAAUUCACGGACAGCCAGCGUAGUGCAAUGUUGAAGUAGUUGUAAUAGCAAUAAGUUUUGGUUGUGAACCCCGGGGGCCGCGCGUUCUGUCAUGCCACUGGUGCUACUGCCAUUUUGUCCUUUCUUCAAACACAAAAUGAAUUAUAUCAAUUGUUAUAUUAUCUAGUAUUAUUUCUUUUUCUUUUCAUAGUGCGGGAAUAUAUUGUUGAAAUGCCCAUAGACGUAGAUGAGAUUAUAUUGUCAUUGAAAUGUAACAAAUUUGUGGAUUUUUGCUGUUAUUUAUUGCCUUUAUGUAAUGUUUCUAUGUGUAUCAGAGAGGUGCAAGUCUCAAUUAUUAGUUGCCCGUUUGUGAUCCAGUGUGUUAGUGCCAUAAUGUAGUUGUUUGUAAGUUCCCCGAACGUAAAGUUUCCGUUAGUCUGUGAUAUGUGUACGUCAACGCCACUUGCCUUCUUGAUGCAAUACAAAUUAAAGGUUAUUAUAAUUAUAAUCGAAAUGCUUUGUGUCUAGAUAUAUUAAUAAAUCAAUAAUUUUAUCGUGUAAUAUUAUGUAUUUGAUCUAUAGUGCGCGUUCAAACAUUGUGCUUUGUUAAAGAAUAGCCUCUUAACAUUUAGUCAGUUUAAAGAUAUUAAAUGUUACCAGUAAACAUUAUAGUGGUUGAACAAAUAUAGUCAAACCUGUAUAAGUGAGAAUCUUCAUCCAGCGGCCAACCUUCAUAGGCGAGACACUCGGGUAAAAGAGAAACCUUGUGGAAAAUAUCGCGGUUCCUUGGAUUCUUACUUAUCCAGUUUCAACUGUAUUUGUGGAUGAAGAAUUAUCAUGUAAUAACUUUAAUCUGUAUGAAAAUCGUUACAAUUGAAGCAUAUUCAA
This is a messenger RNA of Papilio xuthus (Asian swallowtail), 6764 nucleotides long. It is a transcript of the gene clu, whose product is annotated as clustered mitochondria protein homolog. The record is from RefSeq and is a predicted model, not a curated record. Gene Ontology annotation, molecular function: mRNA binding; protein binding. The transcript has 25 exons. Gene Ontology annotation, cellular component: cytoplasm. Lineage: Eukaryota; Metazoa; Arthropoda; Insecta; Lepidoptera; Papilionidae. Bases 178 to 5271 code for a protein of 1697 amino acids. Gene Ontology annotation, biological process: intracellular distribution of mitochondria; organelle organization.